Messenger RNA from Diospyros lotus (date-plum), 1036 nucleotides. RefSeq names its product ER membrane protein complex subunit 8/9 homolog. Lineage: Eukaryota; Viridiplantae; Streptophyta; Magnoliopsida; Ericales; Ebenaceae. Gene Ontology annotation, cellular component: EMC complex. The record is from RefSeq and is a predicted model, not a curated record. The transcript is spliced from 6 exons. The coding region runs from base 148 to 759 and encodes 203 amino acids.
UCGACCUCAACCCCAACUUCAACCGACGAGAGAAUAUCAGAAUAGGUUGGGUCGGGUCACUAGAGCACAAAAUGCCCUGGCCUGCAAGUUGUUUAUCACUGUAAUUCUCUCUCUCUCUCUCUCUCUCUCGCUUGGACUAACGGAGUUAUGGGCGGCGAAGUGCGGUACGAGAUCGCCCAAAAUGCCUACAUCAAAGUCGUUCUCCAUGCCCUAAAGCACAAGACCUCCGCCGUCAACGGCGUCCUCCUCGGCCGUCUCUCUGGCCCCGACAACUCCGUCGAGAUCACGGACGCCGUCCCUCUCUUCCACUCCCACAUCGCCCUCCUCCCUCCCCUUGAGAUUGCUCUCAUUCAGAUAGAGGAGUACUAUGGAGCUCAAGGUUUGAGCAUCGUUGGCUACUUCCACGCCAACGAGAGAUUCGAUGAUUUAGAGCUCGGUAACGUUGCCAAGAACAUUGGUGAUUACAUUUAUCGCUACUUCUCCCAAGCCGCUUUGCUCUUGUUAGAUAACAAGAAACUCGAAGAUUUGUCAGGAGGGAAGGACAGGAGCCCUGUGAUGCAGCUUUACACAAGAGAUUCAUCCAAGAGUUGGAAGCUUGUUGGAUCAGAAGGAAGCAACAGAUUGAUCAUGAAGGAGCCAUCAGCAAAUAUAGUACUAAUGGACUAUAUUUCAUCUAAAAAAUGGCACGAAAUCAUUGAUUUUGAUGACCACCUUGAUGACAUUAGCAAGGACUGGCUGAAUGCUGACCUAUUCAAAUAAUUGUAAGCACUUGGCAUGUUAGCAUGGCAGGGCCAGGGAAGGACUUGGAGACAUCAUUUGAUUUGCUUAUUAUGUGUUCCUUUCUCCAGACUAGCUUAUAAGUUAUGGGUGACGUUGGAAUUUUGUUCAGUCUUUGGGUUUGUAGAGAAGGGCACUGAAUGUGCUGCUUUGGCAUUGUUUAGGUGGAGGAUUGUUUUUAUUUCUAACCAUAUGAUCUUAAUGGUACACUCCUUUUUAUUUUAUUUUUUUGAGAAUAAAAACUCUUUGAAUUGGCAUA